UGUUCUUCGACCUCCCUCGAACCGUCCGGAUGCAGCCAUCCCCUAUCACCUUACCAGUGGACUGAUCAGCACUAGCUAGACUGGAUCGCUUUUUAUUUGGGCUUCGUCCCCCACAUCAAUUGUUCAUCCCCUUAUAACUAUUUAUUGCUCUCGUUCGGGAGACCGCAAUGAGUGCGGAUACCAUUCGAGUGUGGCAGCAUAUCUGCUCUGACUGAUAUCGCCCACACAUCGUUCCUGUCCUCUUGUCUUUACACAGCAUUAAAAGACCUCCUACCCGUUUGUCUCCGACAAUCCCAGAAUGUCCUUUUUCUUUGGACGUCGUCAUUCCAUCUCAUCCGCCACUCUGGGUCAGGGCGACAACCUGCCCAGGAACGAGAGGGGCAGGAGAGCUUCGUUACCCAAUGUGUCCGAUACCAACAGUACCGGAUCCCACGCCAAAGGUGUGAUCCAUGAUAUCUUUCACAAGCAUCGAGGAGACUCGGAUUCGGGAUCCUCGUCCGGGACAAAGACGUCUAAAUCGGAGGCUGACAUAGCCCGAUCCAAUCUCACAAAGCCGGAUACAGACUCUCACGACGAACAUCAUGCUUCUCAUCACCAUUCGGAUCAGGCUGCUAAAGCCCAUCCAUCACAUCAUCACGAGGGUCCUUCACACAACCAGCUGACAAAAAAGGACAUCGAGACAAUCUUCUCCGGGGCUCCAUACUUUCUGCUGGAGAAGGGAAAGCAUGGACUCUUCUACCCACAGAUUAUAUUCCCUUUCGAUGACCACGAUCCCACCAUUCAAAAUCUCUGGGAUAGACGGCCCCUUCCCCACGCCUCCUAUACACUCUGCACUCUCCAUGCUCAUUUGCCUGUACCGGAUGACUGGGUAAUUGAAGGGGAAAUGCCGGUUCAUUUGGGGCACUGGAAACGAUCGGAAGCUCCGAAGCGGGCGACUUUUGAUGUCGGCGUUCACGAAGUACCCAAUAUGCUGUCAGUCAAUGGCAAAGACGCUGGUACAAUCGGCUUUCGUCACUUUCUUGAGCUACCCGUCGCCGAUUCUGUCGUAUACGCGGGCCCCGAGAAACCACGACCAUGCUCUGACCUUCUUCAUAUCUCAACUCUACCAGCAACCGAGGCGUUUGAAUUGAUGGGGCACUAUAGUGACCCAUAUGCCCAGUGCUCGGAUGGUACCGUUCAUGACCGGAAGAAGUUGCUGUGCGAAGGACCGGUUGCAUGGAAGAGGAUCGGCGUUCGCGAUAUCGACUUGCGAGCCCUAGUGGAACGUCUCCAGACGCUCAAGACACUCCGCUACGACAUUUUGCACGGGGAUACGCCAAAGACGAUUCUAGAUAUGGAAUGCACUCGAGAGCUGUAUAGUGGACUGUUCAACCGAUUUCUGUACCCACCGGCGCGGUUUCUGUUUGCGGAUGUCGGCGAUUCCCAUAGUUUGAAGGCUCAGAUCAAAGCUUUGACAGUGGUAUUGGCUACCCCUGGGGCGUGGUAUGAUUUCAGUCUGAUCGAUUGGCGAUUGCACAUUGGGCAAGUGUUGUUUGAGAAUCCCCCACAUAACGACGGCGACUUCCUUGAUCCGGACAAAUCUGACAAACCCUGGGUGCACUUCACGCUGGAACGCAAGUGGUUUCUCGUCCAGAUGCUGCUCGCCGCGGAGCUACUGAUGCGUUUGGAUGCCACUGUUCGAGUAGGAAUGCUGCAGAAUGCGCGGGAUAUCGAUGUCUCGGUGCAUGAUGUGUACGAGUUUGACCGGCUACGGAGUGGUAAGCUGAAUUGGGAUUUGGUUACAGUUCGUCGUUUUCUGGACAGCUUCCAUUUCACCUACAACCCUGUGGAGCCGGACCACCCUUCUCCGACCAUACAUGCUCCGGGUAAGUCGCCUGAGCGGCAUCACCAUCGUGGGUUCCUCGAAGCUUUCACACAUCACUCUACAUUAUCCGCCCAUAAUGAUGAAUCCGCCUGGCGGUGUCAUCUGGCCCCCAGCCACGUUGACCAGCAACUAAAAGGGCUGUUUGUAUUUGCAGACAAUAUCGGCUGGCCAGGACUGGAUGAAUUCAAGAGCGCACUGCGGUCCAAGCUUGAGGGUGAGGGGGUGGAAAAGAAAAUCGAAGCCGCCUACACCAUACCUCUCACCAACUCGCUACCUGCAGAGUAUUCCACACUGGACUUGACAAAAGAGAUGUAUAGCAGAUCUCCAUCGCGCCGCCUGCUUCUCCUUCAUUCCCCGCACAGCAUACGUCCCUUGAACAUUGGUGGUUGGAUUACGCGUAGCUGGCUCGCGGGGUUGGUAAUCCCUGGCGAGUCCAUCAGCCACCUUCUCAUGGCAACCAUCCUAGAAAAUGACGAAGAGGCGAUGGCUACACUUGGACCAGUCGCCAACGUUUACGGUGGUUUCACGUACAAGGGGAAGACCUGGUGGAGUAAGAAGUGCAUUGUUGGGCGAGUUCUAGCCAGCCAGCCGGGUACAAAGGUUUGUCUGGCCUGGCUGGCAAGCUGCAUAGUGCCCAAGAACUCUGAAAACGGUGAGCACUUUGUCAACACGUGGUAUGAGGUAGAUGUCCGCGAGCCGCCCCGACGUCCAGGCAAGCCACGCAUCAAACACGGAAACCGGCUUUCCUUUGACUCUACGCCUCUGGGUUUGGGAGAGCUUACGAGUGGAGUAUUCUUGCUGCCUGUCGAUGGCCCCUGCGAUAGCUGGUCGAAAGCAAACAUCGACUUUCAGGACCUCACCUUCUCCGUUGAUACGAAACGAACAAGCCAUAACCUGACCGUGGUCCAAAAGGCCUAUGCCAAUUUUCUUCUCGCUUCCACUGCUACUGGACCCACCCCGGUGUCGUUCGAGUUGGCCUACAACGUACGAUUCAUUUCUUCCCACGAGUGCCGUCCACCCGGGGGGUCGGUCAACUAUCAAAAUCCCCCAAGCACAGCGGAUGGCGGGUUGUCAUCCUCGUCAUCAAGCCAUGUCUCUCAUAGACAUCAUCGUUUGCCGGGCCACCCGUUGCACCGAUCGUACACGUUCAAGUGGGUGCCUCUAGAAUCCUUAGCGGAGACAUCUCACUCGGAUGGCCACAGCAGCGGACUAGGUAAGGAAGAGAUCCUCCUUCUCGACGCGCGGGGCUCUCACGACAAGGAAACAUUUGCACGAGCAUGGUGUGCGUCUGUUGGACAUCAUGCCGUCAUUGGCAAGGUCGGACGGACCUGUCUGGCGUGUUGCAUCCGCGAAGCCCGAGCGUUGCAGGUGAAAGUGGUGAUUCGCAUUGGAGAUGGGAUGUCGACGCCCUCGUCGUCGAUCCAGGUGUUAUAUGGUGGAGAGUAGGAUAGUUUGAUUGGUUGCCGCUUAGAAGGGUCUGGUUCCGGUUGCACGCAGUGAUGCCUGCCAUUUUACCG
Messenger RNA from Aspergillus eucalypticola CBS 122712, 3381 nucleotides. RefSeq lists its product as uncharacterized. The coding region runs from base 299 to 3310 and encodes 1003 amino acids. The record is from RefSeq and is a predicted model, not a curated record. The transcript has 2 exons. NCBI's taxonomy places the organism in Eukaryota, Fungi, Ascomycota, Eurotiomycetes, Eurotiales, Aspergillaceae.